UGUGCUGGUUGAUGUCAGUGGACACACCGCCACCAUCAACUGCAGUUAACGUACAGCUUCCGCACUAAGGCGAAGACAAGUGGUGGACAGCAACAAGAGAGAGGCACCUGGAGCGGACAUUUCCUUUAAACAGAGGCAACUUGAGGACCCUCGCUCAAGACAGCACCGACAAACACACACACACACAGACAGAGCCAUGGUGGAAUACUACCAGAUAUUAGGAGUCCACAAAAAUGCAACGCAAGAAGACAUCAAAAAGGCUUACAGAAAAUUGGCAUUGAAGUGGCAUCCAGACAAGAACCCAGACAACAAGGAGGAAGCAGAGAAAAAGUUCAAAGAGCUGUCAGAGGCAUAUGAAGUGCUCUCAGAUGAAAACAAGAGGAAUAUUUAUGACCGAUAUGGCAAAGAAGGCCUUUCAGGAGGAGGAGGAGGAGGAGGAGGAGGAGGCCAUUAUGAUCACUUCGGUGGCGGCAGCUUCACAUUCCGUAAUCCUGAGGACGUUUUCAGGGAAUUCUUUGGUGGCAGAGAUCCAUUCGCAGAAUUGUUUGCUGAUGACCCUUUUGAUGAUUUCUUCGGAGGUGGUCGCAGUCGCCAGAGGGGCGCAAGCCGGAACAGAAUGGGCGGCCCGCUCUUUGGUUUUGGGAGCUUCCCAGCAUUCGGGCCUGGUUUCUCAGGGUUCGAUUCAGGUUUUAGCUCAUUCGGGGACAUGGGUGUAGGAGGUAUCACCUCUUUCUCUUCUUCAUCUUUUGGCGGCGGUGGAGGAGGAAUGGGUAAUUUCAGAUCUGUGUCGACCUCCACCAAGUUCAUCAACGGCAGAAAAAUAACUACAAAACGGAUUGUGGAGAACGGCCAAGAGCGAGUCGAAGUGGAGGAGGAUGGUCAGUUAAAAUCUCUAACAGUAAAUGACAUCGCAGCCGAAGACCCCUUGGAGGAAGACUUUCGUCGCCGCAGACAGAACACACUUCCUGGCCUCAGCCUGCACCAGCGCUACCUGAGAAACUCCGCCCAAAACCCCUCAGAGGAAGAGGAGGAGCACGGCCUACAGAGCCUGGGACUAACGAGAGGACACAUGGACACAAAAAGGAAGAAACUGUGGCUAAAGGAGGGAGAGUCCAAAAAGAAAAGAGCUCCUCGACUCUUCCCACGAUUUGGUGGGCUCGGUGCCUUUUUUUAAACACUCAGCCAAACACUUGGACACGCACACACACCUACAUAUUUGUUGGCAGAAGCGCCAUCAAUCAUACGUGGCAUUAGUUCAUCUUUGCUAUGUAUCAGAGGCCCAACAUCCCCCACUGUGCUGUGCUCUAUCUCCUCUUGUCUAUCAGCUGCAGUGCAGAGCAUACCUCCUGCAUGCUUCCAUAGCCUGCAGAGACCUCACUUCAGUGUUUUGUGUUGUCUAAGGUAUAUUUUUAGUUGUUAAGCUUUUGCUAUUGCUGUAUUUAUUGUGGGUGGGCCCUAUGGAUGUACAGUGAGCGUUCAGAACCUUAAUUAAUCUCCUAUGAUUGGACUUUUCCACUUUUUACAGCAUGUUUUUAGAGAGUGUUAUUGUGUUUGAAAGGGUUCAAAUGGAAUGAGAAUUACAGUAGCAGUCACAGUGUUGUGAUAAGCAUGAAAAUUACUGGACUAAUACUGUAUAGCAUGUGUGAAUAAGUGAAGGUCAAGCUAUUCAGUGAAUCCUUUUUCAUAGAGACAGAUAGAGACAAUAAAGACAAGGAGAGAGAGGGAUAUCUGGGGAAUUCAAGAAUAAAACAUUGAAGAGAGAGUUUUAUUACACAAGGAGAUGAACAUGUUCUGCUCACUCCUGCGUCAUACAUGAAAACUGAAUAUCAACAAUCUGGCAGUGACAUUGUCCACUCUUUACCACUAGACUCACAGUGUGAAAAAUAGCUUUUAACUCCUCUCAAAGUCAUUAUUUUCUUUUUUGUAAGAUUUCUUUGUACAGAAUAAAUUCAGUAACAUAUUAACCUUCCAUAAGUGUUUCGUAAAAGAUUAUCUGAACAAAGUGACAGUUUCCCUUAUUUGAUUUGUCCUUGACAGGUUGUUCACAUGAUAACUGUAAGUGGAAAUGUGGAAAUGUCUGAGAAAUGUUCAUUUUUUAUGGACUCUUACCAAUAAAUCCUUAAA
Messenger RNA from Seriola dumerili (greater amberjack), 2124 nucleotides. It is a transcript of the gene dnajb6b, whose product is annotated as DnaJ heat shock protein family (Hsp40) member B6. Gene Ontology annotation, biological process: protein refolding; positive regulation of proteasomal ubiquitin-dependent protein catabolic process. NCBI's taxonomy places the organism in Eukaryota, Metazoa, Chordata, Actinopteri, Carangiformes, Carangidae. The record is from RefSeq and is a predicted model, not a curated record. Gene Ontology annotation, molecular function: ATPase activator activity; Hsp70 protein binding. Bases 197 to 1174 code for a protein of 325 amino acids. Gene Ontology annotation, cellular component: endoplasmic reticulum membrane; cytosol. The transcript has 10 exons.